Messenger RNA from Gongylonema pulchrum, 379 nucleotides. The record is from the annotation of a GenBank genome assembly. NCBI's taxonomy places the organism in Eukaryota, Metazoa, Nematoda, Chromadorea, Rhabditida, Gongylonematidae.
UGAAGAUGAAAAAAACCCUUCUUUUUUCUAGGUGCUAAGUGAGGAAAGUGUGGAUCCGGUGAGGACAACAUCAAACGAUAUUUGUGAAAUAUUCGAAGUACUGGGAAUUGAAGCUGUCCGUAAGGCUAUUGAACGUGAAAUGAAUCACGUGAUUUCCUUCGACGGCUCAUACGUGAACUACAGGCAUCUGGCAUUGCUGUGUGAUGUGAUGACAGCCAAAGGACAUUUAAUGGCAAUCACACGACACGGUAUCAACAGGCAGGAAGUUGGUGCUCUGAUGCGCUGCUCGUUUGAGGAAACCGUCGAUAUACUGAUGGAAGCAGCUGUGCACGCUGAGCAAGAUCCCGUAAAAGGUACUAAGAUUACGGCACAUGCAUGA